This is a messenger RNA of Sabethes cyaneus, 4239 nucleotides long. RefSeq lists its product as uncharacterized. Lineage: Eukaryota; Metazoa; Arthropoda; Insecta; Diptera; Culicidae. Gene Ontology annotation, biological process: DNA integration. Gene Ontology annotation, molecular function: nucleic acid binding. The transcript has 2 exons. Bases 1 to 4239 code for a protein of 1412 amino acids. The record is from RefSeq and is a predicted model, not a curated record.
AUGUCAUUCUCCCAGGAAAACGGCCAGCCGCAGCUCCAAGAUGCGGACCGUCAGCGGAUCCAGCAACAUCCCGGACAGGUCCCUCAACAGCAGCAGCAACCACCGUUCGUACCUCCUCCGCACCCGCAGCAACAGCAGCAGUCCACAGAUAACCUCUUCGCACAGAUGAUGCACAUGAUGCAGCAGCAGCAGGCACAAUAUCAGCAGCAGUUGAACCAGCUUCUUCUCCGGCAACAGCAGAAUGAACAGCGAUCGGAAGAACGGUUCCAGCAGAGCGAAGAACGGCAUCAGGCAUUCCUUCGCACCAUAACGUCAUCAAUAAAUGUGCAAGUACCACCUAACCCCGAACAAAUUUUGGACUCUCUUGCGGGGAACAUCAAAGAGUUUCAUUAUGAAGUAGAAAGCAAUCUCACUUUCGCUAGUUGGUAUUCGCGCUACGAUGAUCUCUUUGCGAAAGACGCCUUUCGUUUAGAUGACCCAGCCAAAAAAAUGACGCUGAACUACGAACGCGACUCCUCUCAAAAAAUCGAGGAAAAACAUGACGUCACUCUAGAACAGUUGUCGGAGGAAAGCCAGCGAUUAGACAACCUUCGACACGAUAACGCAAUGAUCGAGACUGCUUCUGGUUUCGGUCAAGUCAAUGCAGUGAAACGUCAUUUCAGGAAACGAGAAAAUCUGGCAACCAAAACCGAUACAAGUGAUAGCAAAAACGGCAAAAACAAACCCAAAUCACCGUGUUGGUUUUGUGGCUCGUUUCAUUACACUCGCUAUUGCACGUUUAAGAGUCAUAAAUGUUCCGAUUGUGGCAUAAUCGGGCAUCGGGAAGGAUUCUGUGCAAGUGCGAAGUCGCGAAGAUCAUCAAAGAAUCGGAAAAAGUAUACAGUAUCCAGCAAAAUUGUAACAGUGAAUGUUUGUGGUGUCGAAACACGCAGAUUUGUUCCAGUAUCGUUCCCCGGCGGUGAGACGCAGUUGCAGCUUGAUACAGCCUCCGACAUAACAGUGAUCGAUAAAAAUAUUUGGCGGAAGAUUGGAAGUCCAGCGUUAGUGCCAGCAACAGUGAAAGCUAAAACAGCUUCGGGAAGUGUUUUGCCUCUUGCGGGUGAAUUUUGUUGUGACAUUACUAUUGGAAACAAAACCCGCAAUGCAGUGAUACGUGUGACAGAUAAACAAUUGCAACUUCUCGGAUCUGAUUUAGUGGACAGUUUCGGACUAUGGUCAGUGCCGAUGGAUACAUUUUGUCGUCAAGUAUCCAGUUCCCCAGUACCUAUUAAUUCCCUGAAAAAAACAUUCCCGAAGCUGUUCAGUGAAAAGCUUGGCCUGUGCCAAAAGACUAAAAUAAACCUGGAACUGAAAGAACAGUGCAAACCAGUUUUCUGCCCGAAACGUCCUGUUGCGUAUGCAAUGCUAGACACUGUGAAUCAAGAGCUCGAUCGUCUCGAGCAAUUGAAUAUCAUUUCGCCGGUGGAUUAUUCGGAGUGGGCCGCUCCGAUAGUGGUAGUGCGCAAGGCAAACGGUUCGAUUAGGAUCUGCGGAGACUAUUCGACGGGACUGAAUGCCGCCUUGCAACCUCAUCAAUACCCGCUUCCCCUUCCGGAGGAUAUUUUCGCCAAACUGGCUAACUGCAAAGUAUUCAGCCAGAUUGAUCUCUCCGAUGCUUUCCUGCAGGUGGAAAUUGAUGAAGCAAGCCGUGGUCUGUUAACGGUAAACACUCACCGUGGACUGUACCACUACAACCGCCUCCCACCAGGUGUGAAGAUCGCUCCAGGAGCAUUCCAGCAGCUCAUCGACACGAUGCUCGCCGGUCUCAAGGGAACAUCCGGCUAUAUGGACGACGUCGCAGUCGGUGGUGAAAACGAAGAGGAGCACGACCGUAAUCUGAAAGCGGUCCUACAGCGCAUUGAAGAUUUCGGAUUUACGAUCCGAGCGGAAAAAUGUUCAUUCCGAAAACGUCAGAUUCAGUAUCUGGGCCACGUCAUCGACCAAAAAGGGUUGCGCCCGGAUCCAUCGAAAAUAGAAGCGAUUACCAAGCUAUCGCCUCCCACUGACGUCUCUGGCGUCCGCUCGUUCCUCGGUGCAAUCAACUAUUAUGGAAAGUUUGUGCCGAACAUGCGGAUGUUGCGCUAUCCUCUCGACAACCUGCUCAAGUCAGAAGCAAAAUUCGAGUGGAAUCAAGAUUGUCAGCAAACAUUCGACAAUUUCAAACGAAUUCUCUCGUCGGACCUGCUUCUCACCCACUACAAUCCGAAGUUGGACAUCAUUGUGACAGCUGAUGCUUCAUCCAUUGGCCUCGGAGCAACGAUCAGCCACAUUUUUCCAGAUGGUUCAGUAAAAGUGGUGCAGCACGCUUCAAGAGCACUCACCAAGGCGGAACAAAACUACAGUCAGCCGGAUCGCGAAGGUCUGGCCAUUAUAUUUGCUGUCACCAAGUUCCACAAAAUGCUGUUUGGUCGGCAUUUCCGUCUGCAAACUGACCACGCUCCACUGCUGCGAAUCUUCGGAUCCAAGAAAGGCAUUCCAGUCUACACUGCCAACAGACUUCAACGAUUUGCCUUAACCCUACUACUGUAUGACUUCGAGAUCGAGUACGUGGCGACCAACAAGUUCGGUAACGCUGAUGUCCUAUCACGUCUCAUCGAUCAACAUGCGAAACCAGAGGAAGACUACGUCAUCGCCAGCAUCCGCCUCGAAGACGAUAUCAGGUCUGUGGCCUCAUGUUCAGCUAACACUCUUCCUCUCAGUUUCAGAGUCGUCGCACAGGGUACGCAGUCCGAUCCACUCCUUCGCAAGGUUUUUCGGUACAUCCGUGAUGGUUGGCCACAAUCGCAACUCAUCGAACCGGAACUCAAGCGGUUCCAAGCCAGACAAGAAUCGCUCAGCCUAGUGGACGGAUGCAUCCUGUUCGGAGAACGACUCGUUAUUCCAUCCCAGUACCGCAAGCAGUGCCUGAAACAACUACACCUCGGACAUCCUGGCAUCCACAGGAUGAAGGCACUCUCCAGAAGCUAUGUGUACUGGCCCUCGCUCGACGAAGAAGUACAGGCCUACGUCAAGACUUGCCCGCAUUGUGCGUCCGUCGCGCGAUCUCCUCCUCACAUGGAUCCUGUCCCAUGGGCCAAAGCAUCUGGUCCGUGGCAACGAGUGCAUGUCGAUUUCGCCGGUCCAGUCGAAGGCGAAUAUUAUCUCAUCGCCGUCGAUAGCUUCUCUAAGUGGCCUGAAGUGGUACAAACUCGACGUAUUACUGCUCACGCUACUAUCAGUAUCCUGCGUGGAUUAUUUGCUCGUCUUGGGAUGCCCGAAAUUUUAGUAUCGGACAAUGGAACGCAGUUCACCAGUGCUCAGUUCGCCGAUUUCUGUAUGUCAAAUGGAAUCGAACACGUACGAACAGCCCCGUUCCAUCCACAGUCGAACGGGCAAGCCGAACGAUUCGUGGAUACGUUCAAACGCACCGUCAAGAAAAUUCAAGAGGGGAGAGGAGACAUCGAAGAAGCUUUGGACAUAUUCUUGCUGACCUACCGGAGCACGCCAAACCGCUCUUUACCGGAAAGCAAAUCACCAUCUAAAGUCAUGUUUGGACGUCAAAUCCGAACGUGCCUCGAGUUGCUUCGUCCGCCACCAGUUCGGAAGCCGGAACCAAAAGCCAUUCCGGACAAACAGCCAAGGUGCUUCAGUAAAAGCGAUCUAGUCUACGCCAAGGUCUAUACACGAAACUGUUGGAAAUGGGCACCAGGUGUCGUGUGUCAACGCCUGGGAGACGUCAUGUACAAUGUGUGGAUUGAGAAUCACCGAAUGCUACGUUCACACAUCAAUCAGUUACGAAGCCGAACCGUGACCGAUUCAGUACCCAGCCAGUCAGCGAACCCAGUCAGCAGUUGCAAACAGAAGCUAGCCUUGGAUGUUCUACUUGAAGGCUGGAACUUGCCAGAACCUGGUCUGGCCUCUCUAGCUUCACUUCCUGAUCCAGCUGCGCCAGUAUCCGAGCCAGCUGCUACACAAUCGUCUGGAACAUUGCAAACUUCUACACCACAGCAAGCAGUGUCUAGUCCGCGGCCUGACCAGCCGCAGAAUCCGGUGUUGAGUCCGUUGUCGUCUAUCCAGUCUCCAUCAACGUCAACAUCAACAUCAUCAGCUUCAACCGAAUUUGAAUCAGCAGUUGAGGCAGAUCCGGUGGAAAGAGUUCCUCGGCGAUCUUCCAGAAAUCGAAGGCCGCCGAAGUGGUUCGACCCGUACCACCUUUAUUAA